UCCUGAUCGGUCACAUGCUUCGGAACGGUGGCACACUCGGCAAAUGGCGCAACCGCCGAAACGAAAUGGCGUCGGGGCCGCCUUCGCCGCGCUUGGAAUUGUCGUGGCGGCCAUGUAUCUGGGACAAGAGCCGUCGCCAUACGACCGUACGACAUCGAAGCAUUUUCCCACCCACGGCCAUGCGACGACCGCGCCAUCGACACUGUGGCAACCCAAUGCGUCGUACGCGUUUGGCCGUUGGACGCAGCCCAUCCGCGACAUUCGCUUUCACUACGAGCAUGGACAGCAUGCUGCCCCAUCCCAAUCUGCGUCAGAUGCGAUUGUCAAGUGGGGAGCAGCGCAACUCGCCCGGCUCCAAACGAAGCGAUGGCACUACACAAACAUCAACACCCGGGACCACUUCAUCGCGGUCGCAGUCGUCUCGUUGCAGUAUCUGUCCACAAUCUUUGUGUACGUGGUGGAGAAAGCGACGAUGGACAAGUGGGAGUAUGGACGCAUGGCACCGGGAUCGUAUGGAGUCACGUUUGCCGCCAACUCGGUGGAUCCUUCGACGUGCACGUCAGUCACGUCUGCCCACUUGUCCAUGUGCUACCAGGACGACGCGUGGCGACUGUCAGCGACAUCGAUUCCAUUGAAGUCGGAAAAGUCGUCCACCGUCCGCCUGUUCUCGUUCAACUUGACCAUGGUUCCAGGCGAACCUUUAAUUCUGUCGUUCCCGCUCGCAAAUGACCCCAUGCGCCCUGCGUUUGUGCAUAAAGGGGCGGGGUACGCAGUGCAUGGAACGUAUGUGUUUGGGUCCACAGGGGUAUCCAUCGCAACGGAUGACGCCGCGUUGGGAACUAUCGACUGGACCAAGAGCCUGGCCCUGCAUCGCACCGAGUGGAAUUGGGUCUCGUCAACGUUUGCGGCCAAGGAUGGGACGGUGGUGGGGAUUAAUUUGAGUGGCCGCGUGUACGAUGUCGACGGCGCGUCGCAAGAGAACGCAGUGUGGAUCGACGGCCAAGUGUGCGUUCUGGGCGCUGUCACGUUCGACAUUCCGCGCGCGGAUGCCCAAACUCAAACAUGGAGGAUUCGUUCGUCAGCUGCCGUGGAAGGAGACCUUGUCGACCUGACAUUCGUUCCCGGUGGCGCGCGACGAGAGCAUUUGAACGUACUCAAUCUUAUGCGAAGUGAAUUCGUCCAGCCAUACGGCCGCUUCACAGGCACGAUCGAGUGUACUGGGCUCGAUCGUGUCACACGCCGAGUCGAUGUCGACGACGCGUUUGGGGUCGUGGAAGAUCACGUUGCCGUCUGGUGAGGUUUUCGGACUAACUUAGUGCCAGAAAAAGAUAUCGAAUCCAGUCCAAAUUUCAAAAUAGUUCGGCUUUUAGGAGGAAAAGGAGUGCAAAAAUGG
Aphanomyces invadans is the source of this 1393-nucleotide messenger RNA. RefSeq lists its product as hypothetical. The record is from RefSeq and is a predicted model, not a curated record. Lineage: Eukaryota; Oomycota; Saprolegniomycetes; Saprolegniales; Verrucalvaceae. Bases 44 to 1297 code for a protein of 417 amino acids. The transcript has a single exon.